Molecule: messenger RNA, 2517 nt
Organism: Ricinus communis (castor bean)
Lineage: Eukaryota; Viridiplantae; Streptophyta; Magnoliopsida; Malpighiales; Euphorbiaceae
Product: scarecrow-like protein 23
Exons: 4
Coding region: 180-1508 (442 amino acids)
Biological process (GO): regulation of DNA-templated transcription; leaf development; bundle sheath cell fate specification
Cellular component (GO): nucleus
Molecular function (GO): DNA-binding transcription factor activity; sequence-specific DNA binding
Source: RefSeq, a predicted model, not a curated record
AUGAUGUCCCCGCCCUUCUCUGCUUACUAUUACUAUAUACCCCAAAAAGUCAUCUGCCUUUACGCUUUUAAUUUUCCCUCACUUUCUCUCUUCCCAAACAUAUCUUUCUCUGACACAUCUCUACAGCUUUAAUUAUAACAAUCAUUGAGUUUAAUUAUUAUUAUUGUUAUUAAUCCAUCAUGUUUCAGAGCUUAGUUCCUCAAUCUCCCCCAAUCAAUUCCAAUUCGAAUUCCAAUUCUAACCCUAAUAAUUCUACUUCUUCUUCCAUGAAGACAGCUAAGCGCACCGCUAGAGAAACAAUCGCAGCUGGCGACGAUCCUUCUGCCAAAAGACCUAACUUAGAUGAUACCGCCGCCGCUAUUAAAGAAGGAGAAGAAGAAGAAGAAGAAGAUUCCACCGGUCUGAGACUCCUCGGUCUUUUGCUACAAUGCGCUGAGUGUGUAGCCAUGGACAACCUCGAUGAAGCAGCUGAUCUCCUCCCCGAAAUCUCGGAACUCUCAUCACCUUUCGGAUCAUCAUUUGAGCGCGUUGGUUCUUACUUCGCUCACGCGCUUCAAGCGCGUGUAGUAAGUUCCUGUUUAGGUACUUACUCACCUUUAACGUCAAAAUCCCUAACGUUAACUCAAUCUCAGAAAAUCUUCAACGCUUUCCAAUCCUAUAAUUCAAUCAGUCCAUUAAUCAAAUUCUCUCAUUUCACUGCUAAUCAAGCAAUUUUUCAAGCUUUGGAUGGCGAGGAUCGUGUGCACGUCAUCGAUUUUGAUAUUAUGCAAGGCCUUCAAUGGCCUGGAUUGUUCCAUAUACUUGCUUCAAGGUCCAAAAAGAUCCGGUCCAUGAGGAUAACCGGGUUUGGGUCUUCCUCUGAGUUGCUCGAGUCUACUGGGAGGAGACUAGCUGAUUUUGCUAGCUCACUUGGUUUGCCAUUUGAGUUCCAUCCCUUGGAGGGUAAAAUUGGAAGUGUGAGUGAUAUCAGUCAACUUGGGAUUAGACCAAGAGAAGCUGUUGUUGUCCAUUGGAUGCAUCAUUGUCUUUAUGAUAUAACAGGCAGCGAUUUAGGGACGUUGAGAUUGUUGACUUUGCUAAGGCCUAAAUUGAUCACAACUGCUGAACAAGAUUUGAGUCACGCUGGUAGUUUUUUAGGUAGAUUUGUUGAGGCUUUGCAUUAUUAUAGUGCUUUAUUUGAUGCAUUAGGGGAUGGAUUGGGUAUAGACAGUGUGGAGAGACAUACUGUGGAGCAGCAGUUGUUUGGGUGUGAGAUUAGAAAUAUUGUUGCUGUUGGUGGGCCCAAGAGGACUGGUGAAGUGAAGGUGGAGAGAUGGGGGAAUGAGUUGAGACGGGCCGGGUUUCAACCCGUUUCGCUUGGGGGUAACCCGGCUGCUCAGGCUAGUUUGUUGCUAGGGAUGUUCCCUUGGAAAGGGUAUACUUUGGUUGAGGAGGAAAAUGGGUGCUUAAAGUUGGGGUGGAAGGAUUUGUCUCUGUUGACUGCCUCUGCUUGGAAGCCGUCUGACUGAAGUACUUUGUUUGGUCAAAUGGAUAAUAUAAUUCUUUUUCUAUUAAAACCAAUGGGUUCAAUCAUUGGCGUAAUUUGAGUUCAUUGGAUCAAUCUAUUUUAUUAUGAUUGUUACUGCAGGACUGGGUUCUAGUGAAUCUGUUUCCAGGAACUAUUUGUAUCCAGAACUACCAAUGACAGGCACGGGACUAUCAAUUUAAAAGUUAUGAUGCGUCCAGACAUAUGAAGCACACUUACAAUGUCUUUGCAGCGAUUUCUCAUCCAAACUUCCUGAAACAAUACAGGUUUCUGAGGAUGUGACAGUUCAUUUACAGCAUUCAUCAACUUACAGGCUACUGAUGGAGAAGGGUCGCCUUUGAUUGUCAAGGAAUUGGGAAAAUAUGAUCUUAACUACAAAGUUUAAAGCACAAGUUCAAUGGGAGAGUUGUUGUACAGAUUAUAUAUCAGCAUUAGCAUGGAGAAACAAAUGAUUUUUUUGGCUCGACAUUGGAAUUUGUCUGGUGCCCGAUGGAGAAGGUGUUGAUUAUCAUUUUUUUCAAUUCAUUUACUAUAGAAAAAAAGAAUGGGUUAUGAAUCACUUCUAAAUUGUUGGGGCAAAUCCAAGUGUUGAAGGUAAUUGGAGAAGGGAGAGCUUUGAAGUUUUCUUCCUUACUCUUUGUUGGUUGUUUACUUCCUUGCUUGCUUGCUUGGAGAUGGGUAACAUAAACAAUUCCAUGCCUACUUGCUGAUUAAAAUUUGGAAGGGCAGAGGUACGGUGCUCAUGUUGGAAUUUUGAAGGAGGGCUUCUUAUGGUGGGUUUUCCUUAUUGAAUCAUGUUAGUUGCUGAGUUAGGCUUGAUACUUCCCCCGUUUGCCAUGUAUACCUUCUUGUACCUUUUGUAGGAACGAAAUUAGACGUUCGGAGCUCUGAUCAUUAUUUUAGCCAAACUCACCCGUAUUCUGAAGUUCUUAUUGAUGAAUCACAUCCAUUAAUCCACUGAAAUAUAUAAAGGACUUUUCUUUGCUUUGCUA